Molecule: messenger RNA, 612 nt
Organism: Adineta steineri
Lineage: Eukaryota; Metazoa; Rotifera; Eurotatoria; Adinetida; Adinetidae
Source: the annotation of a GenBank genome assembly
AUGCCAAACAUGAUCAUAACUAAUCGAAAAUCACCUGUAAAACAACAACGUAUAAAACAUUCACAUUCAAUACCUGUUGCCAAUUCAAAUAAUGGUCGUAUGAGAUCAACUAGUAGUAUGGCAUCAUCUUAUCCGAGAAUGUAUAAUAAUAAUAAUAAUAAUAAUAAUCAUCAUUAUCAAUAUAAUUAUUAUUCCAAUUCUACUUCACCAACUGCUAUGUCAGCUAGUUCAUUACCAGCUGUACCAUUAUUUUAUUCAAAUACAUAUGCUGAUCCACCGGAAUGUUCAUCAUUACCCAAACCACCUGAUUCAUGGUAUUUACCAUCAUCUUCAUCAAAUGUUGAUAAUUUACCGGUUAAAACUGAAGAAAAAGUAGAAGAAGAAGACGACAAUAAAGAUAGAGAAGUUGAAAAGGAAACUGAAAAAGAAAUCAUUACACCAAUCAAACAAAAACCCUUUAUAUCUUCUAUUCAACAACAAACGAAACAAAAUUUUCCACGUACAUGUUAUUAUAAAAAUAAUAAUCAAGGAUUUUAUAGUCCAUAUUAUUCAUCGAGAGCAACAUCAGCAUAUCAAAAAUUUCCAACACAAUAUGUUUCUGUUAAAGCUUAG